This is a messenger RNA of Chionomys nivalis (European snow vole), 1203 nucleotides long. RefSeq names its product ribosomal protein L31 (gene Rpl31). Bases 116 to 493 code for a protein of 125 amino acids. Gene Ontology annotation, biological process: cytoplasmic translation. Gene Ontology annotation, cellular component: cytosolic large ribosomal subunit; ribosome. The transcript is spliced from 5 exons. NCBI's taxonomy places the organism in Eukaryota, Metazoa, Chordata, Mammalia, Rodentia, Cricetidae. The record is from RefSeq and is a predicted model, not a curated record. Gene Ontology annotation, molecular function: structural constituent of ribosome.
AUGGCGGCGGGGUCCUGGCUCUGAAAUCCAGCGCCAUCCUCUCCGGGCGCGGGGCGGGCCGGCUUGGGGGAUUUGUUCCGCGCUGACCGGAGGCUCUACGAUCCGGGGCAGUAGGAUGGCUCCCGCAAAGAAGGGUGGCGAGAAGAAGAAGGGCCGUUCUGCCAUCAACGAGGUGGUGACCCGAGAAUACACCAUCAACAUUCACAAGCGCAUCCAUGGCGUGGGCUUCAAGAAGCGUGCUCCUAGGGCACUCAAAGAAAUCCGGAAAUUUGCCAUGAAGGAGAUGGGGACUCCAGAUGUGCGGAUUGAUACCAGGCUCAAUAAAGCCGUCUGGGCCAAAGGAAUAAGGAAUGUUCCAUAUCGUAUCCGGGUACGUUUGUCCAGAAAACGUAAUGAGGAUGAGGACUCACCAAACAAACUCUACACAUUGGUAACUUACGUGCCUGUUACCACAUUCAAAAAUCUACAGACAGUCAAUGUGGAUGAGAACUAACCUACUGAAUCUCAAAUAAAGUUGGAGAACUGCCUUCAGGUUUUGGUUUUCCUUUUUGUUGUUUGCCCCACUGGGGAAUUUUUGGUAAUGUUUAGAAUAGGGUCUAAGGAGUAUUGUUGGGAGUUAUUUAAUUGCUGCUUUGGGUACUUGGGAAAUCAGGAUUAUGUGACGUGUUCCUUUCAAUUGUUUUGAUUUUUCAAGACAUAUUCUCUCUGUAGUCCUUGCUGUUCUGGAACUUAAGCUGUAGACCAGGCUGGCCUCAAUAUUGCAAGGGCAGGAAUUUAAGGCGUUCCCCCGCCAUGCCUAGCUUGCCUGUUUUUUUGUUUUUUUUUUUUUUUUAGCAAAGAAGCUACAGUAUUAUUAGGUCUCACAUUAGUCCCAGGUGUGUAUGUUGAGUUUAAGGAUUGAGGUUAUAACUUGUACAUGAUAACUGAAAUUUUGUGUUCUUAGUCUUUAACCAUCUUUGCCAACCAGUCCAGUUCAUUCCUUGGAAUAUGCUAUAUAUACUCUUAAGACAAUAUAAGCUCUUUUUUUUUCCUCCCCUCAUCCCCAAAAGACAGGGUUUUCUGUAGCAGCCCUGGCUGUCCUGUAACUCCAUUUGUAGACCAGGGUGGCCUCAAACUCUGAUCUGCAUGCUUCCUUAGUGCUAUGUUUGUUUAAUUUUAAAGAGUCACUACAAAAAGAAAGUUUUUUAUUAAAAACCUUGGGAG